This is a messenger RNA of Diaporthe batatas, 1892 nucleotides long. RefSeq lists its product as uncharacterized. The transcript is spliced from 2 exons. Gene Ontology annotation, molecular function: heme binding; iron ion binding; monooxygenase activity. Lineage: Eukaryota; Fungi; Ascomycota; Sordariomycetes; Diaporthales; Diaporthaceae. The record is from RefSeq and is a predicted model, not a curated record. Bases 87 to 1892 code for a protein of 601 amino acids.
CAGUACCGCCCACUGGUACGUUAGCAGAACGAAGCUAUUCCGCCCGGCCCUUUGCCAUCACACGCAUAAGCGCCACGCCCUCGACAAUGUGGCUCCUCUGGUCCCUGGCCCUCCUCUCCGCCUACCUCCUCCUCAGCACAAUCAUCUCCCUCGCGACCAACUACGCCGCGGCCUGCAGGACAGGCCUCCCCAUAGUCAUCAGCCCCGUGUCCAAGUUCAACCCGGCAUGGCUCAUCACCCAGCGCCGCCUCGCGCCCUGGAUGCGGGCACGCCUGCCCCGCGCCCUGGGCGCCUGGACGCGCCACAACACGCUGAGCUGGUUCUUCGACGACAAGUACCGCCUGUCCCGGGACCUGGGCAGCCGGUCCUGGCUGCACGUGCACCCGGGGGGCGUCGAGUUCCACUGCGCCGACCCGGCCGUCAACGCGCAGGUGUUUGGGCGCCGGGGGGACUUCGACAAGCCCCCCGAGGUGCUGGACGUCGUGGACAUCUACGGGCCCAACAUCUCGUCCGUCGUGGGCGCCGAGUGGCGCCGGCACAGGCGCGUCACCGCGUCGCCGUUCAACGAGCGCAACAACCGCCUCGUGUGGGACGAGGCGCUGCGCCAGGCGGGCCAGCUGGGGCGGUGCUGGGGCGGGAUGGGCGUUGGGGGGUUUAACUCGACGGCGGAGGAUACCGUGGCUGUGUCGCUGAAUAUCCUCGCGACGGCCGCGCUGGGCGAGUCGUGGGAUUUCGUCCCGCGGGCGGUGCGGGAUGCGGAGGGAGAGGGGGCGGGUGGGCAGAGGCACGCGGCGAGCUACCGCGACAGCCUGCACGUCCUCCUCGGCAGCAUCCGCACGCUCGUCCUGACGCCCAAGUGGGUGUACCGGCUGCCGGCGUGGUGCAUCCCCUCGGCUUACAUGCGGCGGUUCGUGGAGACGCGGCGGGUGUUUGGGCGGCACAUGGAGGAGAUGGUGAGGUCGCGCAAGGCGGAUAUCGCGUGUGGGAACCUGAGGACGGACGACUCUACCUUCCUGAGCGCGCUCGUGCUCAAGUCUGAGGAGGUGCGGCGGGAGGAGGAGAGUUGUAAGAAGCAAGGGGCUGCUGGCGGUGGUGGGAAGGGGGCGAGCCUCAGCAACGAUGAGCUCUAUGGCAACCUCUUCACUUAUAACCUGGCCGGGCACGAGACCACGGCAAAUACCCUUAGCUAUGCUAUUUACCUGCUUGCUGCGUUCCCCGAGUGGCAGGAGUGGGUGCGGGAGGAGGUCGAUGCGGUCUGUGGACGGUCUGAUGAUGGGCAGGCCAAGACGGCAUAUGAGGAUGUUUUUCCCAAUCUGAAGCGCUUGCGUGCGUUUUUGUUCGAGACACUCCGUCUGUACGCCCCAGUACUGAGCAUAAACAAGGCCCCCGUCGGCCCUACCGGCCAAGAGCUGCUGAUAGAUGGCCGCUCCGUCCUCCUGCCGCCAGGAACGACAGUAGCUCCCAACGUGAUGGCGUCCCAUACGAUGCCCGAGCACUGGGGGGAAGACCACAUGGUCUUCAGACCCGGGCGCUGGAUCGACCACCAGUCCAGUGCCGAGGAUGGGGUCUCUGAGGAAGUGCUUCUCGACCUGCCCGCAUCAGCCAGAGAAAAGACGAUAGGCCCCGACGGCAGGGGCAUCACGUAUUUCCCCUGGUCCUCCGGGGGCCGCGUGUGCCCGGGCAAGAAGUUCUCGCAGGUCGAGGUGCUGGGCGUGCUCUCGAGCAUCCUGCGGGACUACAGGAUUGAGGUUGUCCCACAGGGUAUGGAGACUGAGGAGCAGGCUCGGUGGCGGUGCGCAGAGGUUAUUGAGGACAGUGAGACUCAGAUCACUCUACAGAUGAGGCGGUCUGAUACUGUCUGGUUAAGGGUGGUGAAGAGGACACAGGAUUAG